AUGCUUUCACGCGCUAUACUUCCACUCGCAAGACAGAGGGCCAUAAUAGCUGGCACCAGGCUGUCCCUCACAUCCUCAUAUGCCAGAUACUACGCCCGUGACUCUAAAAAGCCAUCGAAACCCAGUGGCUACACGAUCCCAUCCUCUGCUCCCUCGUCGGGGACCCUGUCGGACGACCAGAAGCCCAGAGUUGUUCCUCAGCCAAAGACACCUGCUACAGACAAAUUCUCGGAAGAACAAGUCGAAUUCGAGACAUCCUCUGAAUCACAAAAGAAUACAGCUCCUCAAUCUGCGGAGGCUGGGGCUAGGCCAAAACAACAGUCCGCCGAGAACGAGAAUGAGAAGUCAGAGCCAGAAAAUGUCAAUCAGCAAGAACAACCUCUUCCAGAUCUGACCCAAGGUAUUCCGUCUACUCUAGGUGCAGAAGUGGAGUCACAAUCGAAGCGCCGCAGUAGAGGACUCAAUCUGACCGAGGAUCCGGAGAAGGAAUCCGAGGAUGACGGGGGUCGUGGUGAUACUCCGAAAGACGAAUACGUCUCGUCUCUUGAAAGACGCAGAAAUAAAAUGACCAACUUGACCUUUGCUGCCUUCCUGGGCCUCUCUAUUGCCGGUACUGCGUAUCUUGGUCGCAAUUGGGAUACGAAGGAAGAAGAAAGUGCACACCCAGAUGCACCCUCUGGAUGGGGGUUCGGCCUCCUCUUUAACCGCAUCAAAGCCCGCUUGUCCGAUAUCACAAGCUACUACAAGGACCCGGCCUUUGAAAAGCUCCUGCCCGAAGAAGAUCCUCAGUUUAGACAGCCAUACACUCUCGUCAUUAGUCUCGAGGAUCUCCUUGUUCACAGCGAAUGGACCCGUGAGCAUGGAUGGCGAGUAGCGAAGAGACCUGGUGUUGAUUACUUCCUCCGCUAUCUCAACCAGUAUUAUGAAUUGGUUCUGUUCACAACUGUACCCAGCAUGAUGGCAGACCAGGUUCUGCGGAAGCUUGACCCAUACAGAAUUAUUAGGUGGCCCCUCUUCAGGGAGGCCACCAAGUAUGAGGAUGGCGAAUAUGUCAAGGACCUCUCUUACCUAAACCGCGAUCUUUCGAAAGUUAUAUUGAUCGAUACUCAUGCCCCUCACGCCAAACGCCAACCCGAAAACGCGAUAAUACUACCAAAGUGGAAAGGAGAUUCAAAGGACAAGUCACUUGUUGCUCUGAUCCCUUUCUUGGAAUACGUUGCUGGAAUGGGCAUCGAUGAUGUCAGACCUGUUCUCAAGUCCUUCGAAGGGACUUUCAUCCCUGCCGAAUUUGCCAAGCGAGAGAAGGCCAUGCGUGACAAGUUCGAGAAGCAACUGGCUGAAGAGAGAGCCAAGAGACCGAAACACAGUGUGGGUAGCAUUAGCUCCCUCUUUGGCAUAAAGCCCGCUGGAUCAUCGAUAGCUGGUCUUGAAGAUGGCCAAUCAGGUGGUAUCGAGGAAGGAAAGAUGCUCUGGGAUCAAAUCCGUGAGAGAGGCCAGAAGCAAUAUGAGAUGAUCGAAAAGGAAAUCCGAGAGAACGGCGAGAAAUGGCUGGCCGAAAUGGCUGCCGAAGAGGAGAAGGCUAGAGAAGAACAGAUGAAAGGAAUGAAGAACAGCUUGACAGGCUUCUUUGGAAGUGGCGGUAAAUAA
This is a messenger RNA of Trichophyton benhamiae CBS 112371, 1647 nucleotides long. RefSeq lists its product as uncharacterized. The record is from RefSeq and is a predicted model, not a curated record. Gene Ontology annotation, molecular function: phosphoprotein phosphatase activity. NCBI's taxonomy places the organism in Eukaryota, Fungi, Ascomycota, Eurotiomycetes, Onygenales, Arthrodermataceae. The transcript has 2 exons. Bases 1 to 1647 code for a protein of 548 amino acids.